GGCAAGGCCGUUGGGCGGGGGCCUGGCCGGUGCUCCGCAGCUGUCUGUGACACCCGGAGCCCGCGGGCCGCUUCGGCCCCCAGAGAGCCCGGCAUGGUACGCGCGGGCGCCGUGGGGUCGCAUCUCCCUGCGUCCGGCUUGGACAUCUUUGGGGAUCUGAGGAAGAUGAACAAGCGCCAGCUCUAUUACCAGGUCUUAAACUUUGCCAUGAUUGUAUCUUCUGCGCUCAUGAUCUGGAAAGGCCUGAUCGUCCUCACUGGCAGCGAGAGUCCCAUCGUGGUGGUGCUGAGUGGCAGCAUGGAGCCAGCCUUUCACAGGGGCGACCUUCUGUUCCUAACAAAUUUCCGGGAAGACCCGAUUAGAGCUGGUGAAAUCGUUGUUUUUAAAGUCGAAGGCCGAGACAUUCCAAUAGUUCACAGAGUAAUCAAAGUUCAUGAAAAAGAUAAUGGAGACAUCAAAUUUCUGACUAAAGGAGAUAAUAAUGAAGUUGACGACAGAGGCUUGUACAAAGAAGGCCAGAACUGGCUCGAAAAGAAGGAUGUGGUGGGGAGAGCCAGAGGGUUUUUACCAUAUGUUGGUAUGGUCACCAUAAUAAUGAACGACUAUCCAAAAUUCAAGUACGCUCUUUUGGCUGUAAUGGGUGCAUAUGUGUUACUAAAACGUGAAUCCUAAAAUGAAAGGCAAUUCCUGGGACCAGACAGAAAUAAAUUCUGUUGAAAAAGAGAAAAGCUAAUAUAUUUGAAAUGUUCCACUUUCUGUAUAAAAGGAAACAAUGUGGAGACGUUUUUGUCUUGUUUGAAUAAAUGAUUCAUCAGUGAAGAUUGUUUUCUUUUGUGGAUUCUGAUUUGAAUGUGCUCAGUCUCUCUGCUUCUCGUGGUAAUCAUUCUAAACCAAGCUUGAGGGUCUGCAGCACUUCAAGAAUCAGGCAGGCCGUCUCUGGGCCUGGCCUGCCAGUGGGAUAAUGCAUAGUCCAAACGUGAUAUAGUUGUAACACCUGAGUUUCAAAAAUAAAAUUCUGCUCAUAGCAUUUCCAGGGGAAACAGGCCCUUAAAAGAAAA
Molecule: messenger RNA, 1058 nt
Organism: Balaenoptera ricei (Rice's whale)
Lineage: Eukaryota; Metazoa; Chordata; Mammalia; Artiodactyla; Balaenopteridae
Gene: SEC11C
Product: SEC11 homolog C, signal peptidase complex subunit
Exons: 6
Coding region: 94-672 (192 amino acids)
Cellular component (GO): signal peptidase complex; membrane
Molecular function (GO): serine-type endopeptidase activity
Source: RefSeq, a predicted model, not a curated record